AUGGGCAUUGAUUUCACUCUGCGAUAUUUCUACAAAGUGCUCAUGGAGCUUCUUCCUGUCUGCAACCAAGAUGGUGGCAACAAAAUUAGGUGCUUCAUCAUGGAGGACAGAGGUUACCUUGUGGCGCAUCCUACCCUUAUUGACCCUAAAGGCCACGCUCCAGUGGAACAGCAGCACAUCACUCACAAGGAGCCCCUUGUUGCAAAUGACAUCUUGAACCACCCCAACUUUGUCAAAAAGAAUCUCUGCAACAGUUUCAGUGACAGAACCGUGCAGAGGUUUUACAAGUUUAAUACCAGCCUGGUGGGCGAUCUGACCAACCUUGUUCAUGGCAGUCACUGCUCCAAGUAUCGCCUAACUAGGAUACCUGGGACCAAUGCAUUUGUGGGGAUUGUGAAUGAGACCUGUGAUUCUUUGGCUUUCUGUGCCUGCAGCAUGGUGGACCGGCUGUGCCUCAAUUGCCACAGGAUGGAACAGAAUGAAUGUGAGUGUCCUUGUGAGUGCCCCUUGGAGGUCAACGAGUGCACAGGAAACCUGACAAAUGCAGAAAGCAGGAACCCGAGUUGUGAAGUCCAUCAGGAGCCAAUGACAUUCACCAUGCUUGAUCCAAAUCUCCAGGAUGCACUAUCUCAGUGUGUCAACACUGGCUGUUCCCAAAGGAUGGAGAGCAGUUACUGUUUCGGGGUCCUGGACUGUGAGUGGUGUAUGGUAGACAGUGACGGAAAGACCCACCUAGACCGACCAUAUUGCGCUUUACAGAAAGAAUGUUUUGGUGGCAUUGUUGGUGCCAAAAGUCCAUAUGCAGAUGACAUGAAUACUAUAGGUGAUGAGGUCAUCACGUUGAACAUGAUUAAGAGUGCCCCGGUCGGACCAGUAGCUGGAGGUAUAAUGGGCUGUAUUAUGGUUCUAGUCCUGGCUGUCUAUGCUUACCGUCACCAAAUCCACCGGCGGAGCCACCAGCACAUGUCACCUUUAGCAGCACAAGAAAUGUCCGUACGAAUGUCUAACCUGGAAAAUGAUCGUGAUGAGCGAGAUGACGACAGCCAUGAGGAUCGCGGGAUCAUCAGUAACACCAGGUUUAUAGCGGCAGUAAUCGAACGCCAUGCGCAUAGUCCGGAGAGACGUCGGCGAUACUGGGGACGAUCGGGUACAGAGAGUGAUCAUGGUUACAGUACAAUGAGUCCGCAGGAAGACAGUGAAAAUCCACCAUGCAAUAAUGACCCCUUGUCGGCGGGGGUGGAUGUUGGGAACCACGAUGAAGAUCUAGAACCAGACACCCCUCCGCAGACUGCAGCUCUCUUGAGCCACAAAUUUCACCACCAUUACAGACUGCAUCACCCGUCUCUCCACCACAGCCACCAUCUACAGGCUGCCGUCACUGUGCAUUCUGUAGACGCUGAAUGCUGA
This is a messenger RNA of Staurois parvus, 1407 nucleotides long. Lineage: Eukaryota; Metazoa; Chordata; Amphibia; Anura; Ranidae. The record is from the annotation of a GenBank genome assembly.